AUGGAGGUAUACGUAGACGAUAUGCUCGUCAAGAGUAAGGAAGAGCUCGCUCAUCUGGACGACCUGGAAGAGACUUUUGCAACCCUCAAAAAACACCAGAUGAAGUUGAAUCCAAACAAAUGUGUUUUUGGGGUAGCCUCGAGAAAGUUCUUGGGAUUCAUGGUGUCCCAGAGAGGAAUAGAAGCAAAUCCAGAGAAGGUACGAGCAAUCAUUGACAUGGCCUCACCCAAGACCGUCAAAGAUGUACAAAAACUCACAAGAAGGAUAGCAGCUCUAAACAGGUUCGUCUCUAGGGCCACAGACAAAUGCAUUCCCUUCUUCAAAACCCUGAAGCAGGCUUUUGCUUGGACCGACGAAUGCGAAGUAGCGUUCCAAGAGCUGAAACAAUAUCUGAGCAGUCCACAUCUCCUAAGCCCGUCCAAAGGAGGAGAGAACCUAUACUUGUACCUGGCGGUGUCAGCCUCGGCAGUAAGCGCAGCCUUGAUUAGAGAAGAAGGCAAGAAACAACUCCCGGUGUACUACGUCAGCCAAGCCUUUCAAGGAGCUGAGUUCAGCCAAUUUGACAUCGAGUACCAUCCAAGAACAGCUAUCAAGGCACAAGCUCUGGCUGACUUCAUCGCUGAAUUCACUCUCCCAGAUGAAGAUGGAAUUACAGACGAAGCUGAUAAAUGGACAAUACAGACAGAUGGUUCGUCAGCCCAAAAGAGGAGGGGAGUAAGGGUCGUCAUAACCACCCCCGACGGAGAAGUGAUGAAAUAUGGGGUUCAACUAAAGUUCCCAGCCACCAAUAACGAAGCCGAGUAUGAAGGAAUAUUGACGGGCUUGAGGCUUGGGAAAGCUCUUGGUGCCAAAAAUUUGCUGAUCCAGAGUGAUUCAAAGCUGGUAAUCAGACGGAUCAAUGGAGAGUACGAGGCAAAGGAAGAAAGGAUGCAGAAAUACCUUAAACUGACAAGGCAACUAACUCAGGAGUUCGACACAGUGGAGUUCGUCCAGAUACCAAGAAACCAGAAUAUUGGGGCCGACGAAGUAUCGAAACUAGCGUCAUCAGAAGCAGGAGGGACAAGCACAGACAUGGCAAUAGAGAUCCAGAAACACCCAAGUAUUGAAGAGGUGGCGGUGCUCACCAUCCAGAGCACAGACACCUGGAUGACGCCCAUAAUAUCCUUCCUCCGAGACGGGCACCUACCUCAGAAUACUGACGAAGCCAGAAAGGUCAAAAAGAAAGCGGCCAGGUUCACGAUCCUAAAUGACGUCUUGUACAAGAGAGGCUUCUCUAUGCCUUAUCUAAAGUGCGUCGACGAGGAUGAGGCCAAAUACAUCCUAGAAGAAGUACACGGAGGAGUCUGUAGCGACCAUGUCGGCUCCAGAUCCCUAGCCAACAAGGUGAUAAGAGUAGGGUACUUUUGGCCAACCAUGCAGGGGGAUGCUGCUGACAUCGUCAGAAGAGGCCCUAGCAACCAUCACUGA
Molecule: messenger RNA, 1467 nt
Organism: Quercus robur (English oak)
Lineage: Eukaryota; Viridiplantae; Streptophyta; Magnoliopsida; Fagales; Fagaceae
Exons: 3
Coding region: 1-1467 (488 amino acids)
Molecular function (GO): nucleic acid binding; RNA-DNA hybrid ribonuclease activity
Source: RefSeq, a predicted model, not a curated record